Molecule: messenger RNA, 1561 nt
Organism: Durio zibethinus
Lineage: Eukaryota; Viridiplantae; Streptophyta; Magnoliopsida; Malvales; Malvaceae
Source: RefSeq, a predicted model, not a curated record
GUUCCCCUUCUUAACGGAGUAUAAAGAAGGAAAAUCGUCAGUCUCUCUCCCAUUAAAACCCGACCCCCCAUUAAAAACCCAUUAAAAAAACCAACUCUUCCCUCGUUUUCUCUGGUCUUCCGAAACUCUCUCGCCAACCAAACAUUUUUCUCCUAAAUCUUUGCCGUAUCCAUUAGAAACUAACCCUUUUUUUUUUUUUUGGCUAAAAACCAUUGCAUGAACUUAAACACCGUUUGUAAAAAAAAGGAAAUGAAAAAACUAGCGAGCAUUAAGAAGAGAAGUAGUAGUUUUUGCAUGUGUUUUGAUUCAGUUGUUUUUGAAAACGGUUUGGUGGUUGGAGAAGAAGGAGAGCCGCCGUCGGAGGAGGAAGUUAAACCGGUUCUUUCUCCGAUGGCGAACAUGAUGAGUCCGGACGACAAAGACAAUGAUGUUAUGGGCUCUUGUGGUCGGAAAAACAAACAUGGUCGUCGCAGUUUCUCCCGCUAUGUCAAAGCCCUCUUCUUUGAAACUUCCCUGAUGAAGAAAAUGCGAAGCAAAAAAUUGGGACAAAAGCUCAACCGGAAUUACACCAAUUUAAAAUAUUCCAAACCCAUAUCAAAAUCAACAAAUGACAGUCCAUCAAUGAAUGAGGAUAAUCACUCAAAAAGAAGUACUUCUAGUUCUACAUUUUCACCUUGUUUAUGUACAACUUCUACGAUGAAUUCAACAUCAACAACAGCAACAACAUCAAGGUGUUCAUCCUCAUCAGUUUCUUCGAAUUCAAGGCUUUCAUUAUCCGAAACUAUGGAAAACAAUAAGCAAGGAAAGGUUGGAAAUGGCAAUGGCUUUAAUGUUGGUAUAUGUUUGUUUCUUAUUAGCCUAUGGGUUUUGGUCAUUUGGGGUAAGGUUUGUGCCAUUUUUUGUACUUCAACCUGGCUCUUCUUCGCAUGUCGAUGGAGUAAAUUUAAACCUGUUCCAUCAGAAAUUAUUGCAGUUGAUCAUCAUUUUCCUGAGAUUGAUACAGAGCUUCACAAGAAGAAGGUUAUCAUGGAAGGAUUACUAGAAAGGAAUCAUACUCAAAAAUCGAAAUCCUUUCCCCUACUGAAACUAUGAUACAUAAGCCAGAGCAGAAGUAUCAGAUUCCAUUUUUUUUGCUUAUAAAAUCAGGGAUGUCUCCAAAUUUUUCAAUACAUUUUGCAGUUUUGUCUAUCUGAAGAGAUUUUUGAUUUGUAUUGUAUACUUAUCAGACAAAUCAGGCAUUGGAGCAAUUUUUUCAAUAUGUUCUUCAUAUCACAAGAAAAUGGCAAUUGUACAAAUAUCUAUACAAUUUUAUAAUUUAAGCACAGCUCGAUAGCAUUAUUUACCAGAUUCUGGCAUGUAUUGAUAUCUUGGUUUACAAAAGCUGUUAACAUUUAGUUGCUUUGAUCAUAAAAAGAGUUAUCAAACAAGUUUUUAAAGCUCUUUGAUAACUUCUAUCUCUGAUUGGACUAACUUGCUCUGAUAUAUGAUUGGGGAUAAACAAUCUAUUUUUGGUUAUUUACUUGAUGGGAAUUGAGAUUGAUAAAUAUACGGCUAGUAAAAA